This is a messenger RNA of Microthlaspi erraticum, 987 nucleotides long. NCBI's taxonomy places the organism in Eukaryota, Viridiplantae, Streptophyta, Magnoliopsida, Brassicales, Brassicaceae. The record is from the annotation of a GenBank genome assembly.
AUGAUGGGUAGCUUGAAAAUGGUCUCUCCACCGCCUCCAGCGACAAGCUUCCGGCGGAUAACGGCGAACGGAGAUGGGUUUCCGGCAUUUCUUCCAAAGGAGGUAAAGAACAUAAAAGAUCCAUUCGCAAGAACUCUAGCUCAAAGAAUUGUUCGACUUCCUGUUCCUCUUCAGAUGGGAAACUUUAGAGGCUGUGUAAUGAGUAGCUGUAUCAAACCAAUUGUUCAAUCACACGACAAAAGUCCCGUCGUUCUUCUCCAUUGUUUCGACAGUUCGUGUCUUGAAUGGAGACGUACUUACCCUCUGCUUGAACAAGCUUGUCUUGAAACUUGGGCUAUUGAUGUUCUUGGUUGGGGCUUCUCCGAUCUUCAGAAACUUCCACCGUGCGAUGCAGCAUCUAAGCGACAACAUCUUUUCGAGCUUUGGAAAACAUAUAUCAAACGACCAAUGAUAUUAGUUGGACCAAGUUUAGGAGCAACGGUAGCUGUUGACUUCACUGCUAAUUACCCUGAAGCUGUUGCUAAAUUGGUUCUCAUUAACGCCAAUGCGUAUUCAGAAGGAACCGGUCGGCUUAAAGAGUUACCAAAAUCAAUAGCUUACGCUGGGGUUAAGUUGUUGAAGUCAUUUCCUCUUCGCCUUUUGGCCAAUGUGUUAGCAUUUUCAUCUCCCUUGUCGGAGAACAUAGAUUGGACUAAUAUUGGUCGGUUACAUUGUCAAAUGCCGUGGUGGGAGGAUGCGAUGGUCGAUUUUAUGAUUAGCGGUGGCUAUAAUGUCGCUUCACAUAUCAAACUAAUUAACCAUAAGACGCUAGUCGUAUGCAGUGAAAAUGAUCAGAUUGUUAGCAACCAGCUCUCAGUUAAAUUGUUGUGUGAGCUACAAAAUGCGGUUUUCCGGGAAGUACCAGAUUCCGGUCAUCUUCCACAUGUUGAGAACCCUAAACACUUUGUGAAGCUGAUAUCGGAUUUCGCCAGUGGGAAGCUCAAUUGA